Gadus macrocephalus (Pacific cod) is the source of this 3812-nucleotide messenger RNA. It is a transcript of the gene ppp1r16a, whose product is annotated as protein phosphatase 1, regulatory subunit 16A. Lineage: Eukaryota; Metazoa; Chordata; Actinopteri; Gadiformes; Gadidae. Gene Ontology annotation, molecular function: protein binding; enzyme inhibitor activity; phosphatase regulator activity. The record is from RefSeq and is a predicted model, not a curated record. Gene Ontology annotation, cellular component: cytoplasm.
GCGGCGGAGCGGUGGCCGUGCGGCGGCGGUUGUUAUGGUGAAGCGUUUCCACUGAGGGUCGGCGACGGCAGCACCUGAUUCAGUUUCAGAGAACAACCAGCCUACGACGGAGGGUGACAGGCAACACGAACUCCACAGGUGAACGCACCCAAAGGCCAAGGCCGCUGUGGUGGUGAACCAGCCGUGGACCGCCGGGGGCCGACCGCUAAGACGUUCACAGUGGGGGCCUCUCCCCCCCCCCCCCCCAACAAACACACUCACCCUGGGAUUACAGCCUCCGUGGCGACUCCCUCACCUUGUGGUUGAAUGAGGCCUUGUGCAAUGCUAAACCCACCUCGUGAAUGUUCCUUUUCAUUCUCCGGCGGCUGGAAACGUUUUUUUUCUCCCUUCUGACUCCUAGGAAUGUGUGAGCCGGUUCCUCCGCUGUAGCUUUAUUUCUCGGCCAUGGCCUCCUGGGUCGCCCCCGUCGGAUGUACACGCCGCCCUGGCCCGUCCCCCUCCGAGCGGAUCGGAGGGUAACCUCGCCACCUCGCCUCGUUCGCGGAGCGCUCUGUCGCGUUUCACUCUCACUCUACAUCGUGUUUUCUACGUGCUUGUGCUCUUCCCCCCCCCCCCGGUUUCUUGUCAUCGUUUGCAGAUUUUUUGUCACCGGCUUGGACUACGAUCCUUUGGACUUGACCCUCCCGGGAUUUACGUGGACGCUUAAACUGUUGGAUUGUUUAUCUUUUGUACGACUUGGAGGUGAACAAAGAGGCCCGGGGGUUAAAGGAGACGGUGAGCCCGACCUCGCUGCCGUCAGCAUGUCUCUGACGUCAUGAGGCCGCCUUGAAUCCACCCCGUUCGCCGGAUUCCGGUUCAGAGUUUGGACGGCGACAAACCGUGCUUAUUCCACCUGGAGACAAACCUCACCUCCACCGCAGGGAGGGUCUGCUGCUUCCAUGGGGCCGACCGGAUAGGGGUCGGAACAGGUCGACGCCGGAAUCAACCCUUAAAGGAUCUUCAAACCCCAGCAACGACGACGACGACGACAACAUCAACAACAACCACAGGAAGAGGCCGGAGUAGCGCAGAGGGGCGGGGCCAGGGGGGGCGGCGGCGGCGGUGGCAUGGCAGCAGAGCACGGCGAGCUGCUUGGAGAGAUGGCCACGGUGGGUCGCCUGAGUGCCACGGAGCGGCUGAAGCACGCCCAGAAGCGCCGCGCGCAGCAGCUGAAGGGCUGGGCGCAGAUGGAGAAGGACUCGACCCGGGGCUCCGGGGCCAAGGCGGACAGGAAGAAGGCCCGCACCCGGAGGGUGAAGUUCCCCGACACCAUCACCCUGCUGGAGGCCGCCUCGCGCAACGACGUGGAGGAGGUCAGGGAGCUGGUGAAGAGUGGAGUCAGUCCGGACCUGUUCAACGAGGAUGGACUCACAGCCAUGCACCAGUGCUGCAUCGACGACUACACCGACAUGGUGCAGUGUCUGCUGGAGGCCGGCGCCUGCGUCAACGCGUGCGACAGCGAGCUGUGGACGCCGUUGCACGCCGCCGCCACUUGUGGCCACACGGGGUUGGUGCAGCUCCUGGUGCAGGCAGGUGCGAAUUUGCUGGCUGUCAACGCCGACGGCAACAUGCCCUAUGACCUCUGUGAGGACGAGGCCACCCUGGAACUCCUGGAAGUGAUUAUGGCCGAAAAGGGGAUCACCCAGGAGCGCAUAGACGAGUGUCGAGGGGCGAAAGAGACGGCGAUGCUGAAGGACAUCCAGGCUCUGGUGCAGAGCCAGGCCGACCUGAACGCACCGGACGACAGCGGGGCCACAGUGCUGCACAUAGUGUCCGCCAACGGCUACCUCUCUGUGGCCGAGCUGUUGCUGGAGAACAAGGCCCAGGUGGAGGUGAAGGAUCUGGACGGCUGGACGCCCCUGCACGCCGCCGCCUGCUGGGGACAGCUCCAGAUGGUGGAGUUGCUGGUGGCCCACGGGGCGAGUCUGGACACCAAGUCGGUCCUGGAGGAGACGCCCUUAGGUGAGACGUGUUGUUCAGACGAGGAGGUGCGCGGUAAGACUGAGCUCAAGCACAAGCACGACGCUAUUAUGAAGAACCAGGGUCGCCACAAGAACACGCUGCAGAGACGGGCCUCCAGCACGGCCAGCCGGGGGAAGGUGGUGCGGCGCGUGAGCGUGAACGAGCGCUCCAGCCUGUACCGCCGCGAGCACCACAAGGAGGCCAUGGUGUGGCAGGAGAGGGGCCGGCAGCCUGAGACCCCAGACGACGACGAGGACAAGCAGACCGACAACGAGCUCAACCAGCACGCCGCCAUGGUGGCCGGCACCAGUGCCGCGCCCCCCCCUCAGAACGGCGACCCGUCGGAGCCCCCUGAGGAGCCGUCCUCGGGCCUGGGGAACGGCGGGCCCCCGGUCUCGCCUGCCGCCUCGGUCCCGGGGGAGCAGUGGGUGGGCGGGGGCCUCAUGGACCGCAGCGCCUCCUACCAGCUCAGCCCCGCCGCCGCCGCCGCUCCGGCCGCGGGCGCCAACGGCGGCGAGGCGGGGGCCAACGGCAACGGCAUGACCCGCGAGAAGUCGUACCAGACCCUCGCCGACCUCAAGCGCCAGCGCGCCGCCGCCAAGCUCAACAAGUACCCGGCCCCCGCCCCGCCCCUCCUCCCCCCCCCUGUGGAGGAGGAGCCCCCCGCCCCGGGGGAGGCGGUCCGCGGUGAGCCCACCGGGGACCGGAUGACGAUCGCCAUGACAACGGCGCCGGCAGCGCCGGCGGUGGUGUCCACGUCGAGCCAAGUGUACUUCACCCCCGCCAGCGGCGACCCCCCCCUGCUCAAGCUCCGGGCCCCCGAAGAGGAGCAGUCCACGGCUAAGGAGCCCUGCUGUAGACUCAUGUAGACACACACACCUCCGCGUGGGCACACCACACACACAUUAAGCACACACACACGAGCAGCCGUGUCCUUUGAGGCGUGGCAGAACAGUGUCCGGGUGAACGUUCCUUCACGGAUUCUUCCGGAGCUGGUUUUCUAAAGGUUAUUUUUUGUUUGUUUUGUUUUCUAGUUUAUGGCCUGAAGGUUUUGGCCGACCCUCCAUGGAACGAAUGUACAUUUUAGUGGUGGUCCCUGUUUCCCCAUGUCUCUUGUCAUGGGGAGCGUAUCGCCACCUGCCAUUGGCACUAAGGGUCUCACCAUUCGAAGAAGAAGAAGCAGCAGCCUGCCUAAUAAGGUGCCUGAAUGUAGUGCAUUAGGAGCGCGACCACGACGACUUCAUAUUUUAACGUUAGGGCGCCAUCUAGUGGCGGAUAUGAAAUGUUUCCAGUGUUAUCCACCUAAUCUAGUGUGGCCUCCUGCUUUCGUUGCUCUUAUUUAUACACCCUAAUUUUUUCCUUUUAUAGUCACAGUCAAUACUGACAUUACUUUAAAACUAUCUAAAUCAUCACGGUGUGUUGGCAAGUUUAAUCACCGUAAUCUGGAUUUGAGCGUUGAGGAUUUGAUCGACUUUUUUAUCAAAGAACUUCUAUAAGGUGUUUUUGUGAUCAUGAAUGGUACCUAUUGUACAUUGAUACUCGCUCUGUAUAAGAGGUCUAUGAAUGUCAAAACAAGUCCUGACAUUUCAGUUUUCAGACUGACAAUGGAGGAGUUUAUUCCCUCAGAGCACUAAGAAAAGAAAUGUCUACAAGAUUGUACUAUAUUUCGAUAAUGCACCAUGUUGUGAUCGGCUCAGUUUCGAUCACCAUGAUAAAAGUUCUCUACAUUUCUAUUUUAUUUUUCUCCAAAUGGAACCAAAUUAUUUAUUCUCUCUAAUAUAUAUAUAUAUAUACAUAGCUGUGUGCACAGC